Messenger RNA from Cucurbita maxima (winter squash), 1380 nucleotides. Its product is annotated as transcription factor CSA-like. Lineage: Eukaryota; Viridiplantae; Streptophyta; Magnoliopsida; Cucurbitales; Cucurbitaceae. The transcript is spliced from 3 exons. The record is from RefSeq and is a predicted model, not a curated record. Gene Ontology annotation, biological process: regulation of DNA-templated transcription. Bases 234 to 1127 code for a protein of 297 amino acids. Gene Ontology annotation, cellular component: nucleus. Gene Ontology annotation, molecular function: DNA-binding transcription factor activity, RNA polymerase II-specific; RNA polymerase II cis-regulatory region sequence-specific DNA binding.
UCUUUCCACAAACCCCAAGAAAAAGCUAAGCCCCAACCCAAGCCAUGGCAGUACCAAGCUUGGAGUAAUCAAAGCAUUUGUGUCCUCUCCCUGCUUUCUUCACACGAGUGCUUCUCUCUCUCUCUCUCUCAAACACUUGACAUAAAUAUUGCCCAACAAACACUCACAUCUAACCCACCCACCACUCAUUCUUCUUCUUCUUCUUCUUCUUCUGAUUCCAUUUCCAUUCUAUAAUGAACCUUCAAUGCUUCAACGAUGCCUUUCAAACUCAUGGGGUGUUUCAAAAUGUCGCCUUCAUGCCGCCCCCUCCUCCUGCCUCUCUCGAUCUCUCACCACCGUCCCACGGCGGUCACAGCGGCAGAUCAAAUUGCGAGGACAGAGAGAAACAAGAAGAAGAUGGUAAAACUAACGGUGCCCGCCGCCGCACUAAGCUUUGUGCUAGAGGCCAUUGGAGACCGGCGGAGGAUGCUAAGCUCAAAGAGCUUGUCGCCCAUUAUGGCCCCCAAAAUUGGAACUUGAUCGCCGAGAAUCUCCGUGGUAGAUCAGGGAAAAGCUGUAGAUUGAGAUGGUUCAACCAGUUGGAUCCAAGGAUAAACAGGAAGGCCUUCAACGAGGAAGAAGAAGAGAGGCUUUUAACAGCACAUAGAUUGUACGGCAACAAAUGGGCCAUGAUCGCUCGUUUGUUUCCUGGUAGAACUGAUAAUGCUGUCAAGAAUCAUUGGCACGUGAUCAUGGCUAGAAAACAUCGACAAUACUCCAAUCUUUACAGAAGAUCCUCCCGGAAAGCCUUCCAUAAACAUAAUGUGUCCAGUGAAUCCACCAUCUCCAGCACCGUCGAUGAAUCCCCUGCCUCUGCCUCUGCCUCUGCCCCUGCCCCUGCCCCUGCCCCUAGAUGGUGCAGCAGGAAAGGAGUGGCGGCGGGUGUGGGGAAGAUCGGGUGCUGGGAAAAAACAGAGGAGGUGAUGGCGGCGGAGCAGUCGUCGGGGUCGAACUCGGAAGUUUCAGGGGCGGAGUCAGAGAUCUCGACGAACCUCUCCUUAGCAUCUGGCUGGGAAAGCAUGAAUGGGAACGACGGCCACCAUAUGAAAAUGCAGUUCAUUGAUUUCCUUGGAGUUGGAGCUUCGUAACUUUACUCCUCUGUUUCUCUGUUUCCUUUAUGAAAAGCAGAGUCUAAAUGUAAACAAAACAAUCUCCGUUGUUUCUCUCUACAAUGUACAGUGAGGCAUGGCAGAGAAUGAUGAGAGAAAGCCAAAAAGAUAUUAAAAAAAUGAAGAUUUUGGAGUUUCUUUUGGAAAUGGGUUGUUAAAGAGAUUAGGGGUUUUGUAGAUGAAGAGCUUCUACUUAUGCUUCUGCAAUUAAUGUUCACAAAUGCUCUUCCUC